AUGAAAGCAUUACUGACUUCCGCUCGAGCAAAACUUGCUCUGUCUUUUAUCUACUCAGCCGUCAUAGACGGGAACAAGAAUAUGCGUUCCCGCAGGAUGCCCUCAGAUUCGGUGCUUGGGUUCCCAAAAUAUCCUCCAUUUCGUCUCAAUGAACCUCGGUUUCCACAAGAAACGUUCCUAGGAAGGUAUUUACAUUAUCUAGAUGUUGUAGAUCCAAGCACACUCUUUGUGUCAGAUAAACGUCUACGCGAAUGCGUCAAACUACUCGAUGACUACAAACUGGGAAAGGCAUUCGCUUCGGAUAAGGAGCUCUGGAAAGCUCAGAAGAUAAAACAAGCAAUUCUACAUCCUGACACCGGCGAAAAAGUUCUACCACCUUUUCGUAUGAGUGGAUUUGUGCCUUUCGGAUGGAUUACUGUGACUGGCAUGCUUCUGCCGAAUCCUUCAUGGCCUACGCUGCUGUUCUGGCAGUGGAUGAACCAGUCACACAACGCUUGUGUCAACUAUGCGAACAGAAAUGCUACUCAGCCACAACCACUCUCUACUUAUUUGGGCGCUUACGGUGCCGCUGUCACUACCGCAUGUUCGAUCUCAGCAGGUUUGACCUAUCUCGUCAAGAAAUCCAAAUCACUAGCUCCGACCACACAACUUAUAGUACAGCGUUUCGUCCCGCUUCCAGCGGUAUCCUUGGCAUCCGCAUUGAACUGUGUCUGUAUGCGAUGGAACGAACUUCGGACAGGAAUCGAAGUCUACGAGAAAGGAGGAAAAGUUAUCGGAGUGUCGAAAGUUGCUGCUAAACAGGCUGUUACCGAUACUACAUUGGUGAGAGCAUUCUUACCAGUUCCUCUGCUGUUGUUACCUCCAUGCAUUAUGCCCUUUCUUGAAAGGUACAAAUGGGUGUCCGGCUCUCCAUAUCGACAUCUAUUUGUAAAUGCCAUCGUCUGUACUCUUUCAUUUGCUUUUAGUCUUCCUGUUGCCUUAGCCCUAUUCCCACAAGAAAGCACGAUUAACACAACCGCUUUUGAACCAGAAAUCCAGUCAAAAACUGAUGCGGAUCAGUUGUACUACAACAAAGGAUUGUGA
Necator americanus (New World hookworm) is the source of this 1083-nucleotide messenger RNA. RefSeq lists its product as uncharacterized. The transcript is spliced from 12 exons. Gene Ontology annotation, molecular function: monoatomic ion transmembrane transporter activity. Gene Ontology annotation, cellular component: mitochondrial inner membrane. Lineage: Eukaryota; Metazoa; Nematoda; Chromadorea; Rhabditida; Ancylostomatidae. Gene Ontology annotation, biological process: monoatomic ion transport; mitochondrial transmembrane transport. The record is from RefSeq and is a predicted model, not a curated record. The coding region runs from base 1 to 1083 and encodes 360 amino acids.